ACCAUGUCCGGUUCCCAGCUGGGUGUUCCAUGGAAACGCAUUCACGUCUUACGUUUUGUUUAUAUGCCUGGGGAGCCAACAGUUACGGUCAGCUGGGACAGAGCCAUGUGGAGGACCAGUGCGUACCGUGGGUCUCCGACAGCUCGGCUCUGCAGGACAGGACGGUCCGUGUUGUGGACGGAGGAGGGGGUCAUUCUGUGGUUCUCACCGAGAGUGGAGAGGUGUUUGUUUGUGGACAGAAUCACAGAGGCCAGCUGGGACUUGGUCACAGCACUAACAUCUUAACUCUUCAGCUCUGCCCCGUCUUAAAUCACAGAGUCUCAAAUGUAGCCUGCGGCUGGGAUUUUACACUUCUUCUUACUGAUUCUGGUCAACUACUUGCAUGUGGUUCUAAUGCAUUUGGACAGUUGGGUGUUGGACAGACAGUCACACACUCUUCUGAGCUUCUAGUUGUUGAGGGUCUUAAAGAGCCAGUAGUGAAUGUAGCAGCAGGAUUGAGACACUCACUCGCCGUUAGUGCCUCGGGCUCCGUGUAUCAGUGGGGAACCGGUCUUUUUAGUCAUGCUAAGAGAGCGCUCAGUCCCCACCCUGUUCCGUCACAUCUGAACUCCAAACGUCCCUGUCCAGUACCAGGUCUCAGCCAGAGGAAAGCACAGCUUGUAACAGCAGGUUCAGCACACUGUGUGUGUCUAACAGAAGAAGGUGAAUUAUUCCUGUGGGGAAGCAAUAAACAUGGCCAGCUGGCUACAGCAGAGUCCUUUCUGCCCUCUCCCACUCUGCUGAAUCGAUCUCUGCUGAGGGGAGAGAAGGUUAUGGGUGUGUGCAGCGGCUGGACGCACGUUGUUGCUCAAACAGAGAGAGGCAGAGUAUUCACAUGGGGGAGAGGAGAUUAUGGACAGCUUGGUCGAUCAACCUCUGUCAGUGAGAACGCAGAGAUGUUGAUGGGAAUCAGGAAGGAUUGCACCCCUCUUGAAGUUACAUCCCUCUACGGAGCAACUCAGAUUGUAUGUGGAUCUGAACACAACCUUGCCAUUGUAGGUUACAGACACCAAGCCUCAUUCUGUCAAGGAUUUGAAUGAUGACGUGUAGCCCUGCUGGAAAUAUCAUUUUGUGUCUAAAUGACUGAAAGCCGGCACUUUAACAGAUUCACAAAGCCAUUAAAGUUGCGUAUCCCAUGUCAGAAAAUAGCUUUAUUGGUUUCUGUGGCUGAAACACGAGACGUCUCUGCUGAACCGACAUGACUGCAUAAAGGAUAACAUAGACACAAAGGUGAGCAGAACCUUUUCCAACCCAUUCUUUCUACGGGAUUAAAGAAUUAGUAUGAGACCUACCUAAUACAUUAGAGUCAAACAGCAGUGUAAAAAAAAUUCAUCUCGGUUAAGCAGCAGAGAUUUUUUGGGGUCAGUACUUUGCUUCGUGGCCUUUCAUCAAGAAGUAAUUACAGCAUAGAUAGAUGGAUAUCAUUGACAGAGGCAAUUACCCAAACGAUAUUAACCACACACACACACACACGCCCACGCACACACACGCACACGCACACACGUUUACAGGCAACUUUUAUGAGAGCAAUUUCCUUCAGUCCACACAAAUGAAUGUAAACAAAAACAGCCUCUUGUAACCACUAAUUAAAAAAAGACACCUUGACGUCUAAAUUAAUUUUAAAAUUUACUUUCAUUUGAAAUGGGGACUUUUGGACCAGCAAUCAGCAGUCUAGUCCUUUUUCUUCAGGUAUGAUGCUUCUGAUGCUGUUUUUGGUUCAGGAGGGUCUUAAAAGAAGGAGUGCAACGUUUGUAACUAGAGUCCUUACGUCUGUAUGUGCUGUGGCUCCUGAAGCUGUGACGCCAGCUGCAGUCCACGCCUUGUAAAUCUCCCCCAAACUCUUGAAUGGGCUGUGCUUUACAAUCCUCUUAUGGCUGCGGUUUUCUCUGCUGCUUGUUCUGAUUUCUCUGCCGCAAUCUUUCCUUCCACCAAACCUUUAACAAGAGCUUCUUUAGGAAUGACCUUUUGUGGCUUACCCUACUUUUUAAUGGAAAUAACAUUAAUUCCUGUGACAAAAAUCUACAUUUUAUUUUUUCUCACAAACUGAAUCUUGGGUUUAACAUUAAACUGGAAGCUGCAAUCAUCAACAUUAGCAAAAAACAAUCUAAGUAAUGAAUCUUCACAUUUUUAAUUGAAUCACUUGCAUAAAUUAACUUUUUUAAGACACUUUGAUGCCUCUGUAUUGUACAUGCUUCACAAACCUCCCCUACUUUGCCAUAGUUUCAGCAAGCAAUAAGAAACAUUUUGGCUGUAAAAUCCUUCACAUUAAAUUUUAAACACUGACCCAGUUUUUUUUUACAUCAGCAUGAAUGAAAAUACCACAGAACAACUCAGAAAUGGAACUUCAAGAUUCCAUUAGAAAGGAGACUUGAAUGUCGCCGGUGUUGCUGCAAACAUCCACUCGACCAGCUGUCAACUUUCUCAACAAAUGUAAAAAUAACAAGCAUGGGCGAGGUUUAGCACAUUGUUACGGCUGUCCAUAGUAAUCACUGAUGUGAGAAAGUUCUGCUCUGUACUUUGUGAAGUUCUUUCAGAGGAAUGAGAAAGCAUAACAUGUAGAAGAAGAACUUGUGUGAACCUCCGACUCUUCGUGAUCUUUUUUUUCCUUCUUCUUCUUCCUCCUGUCUUAAGCGUGGUGGCAGGAGAAAUGAAAUAGCAAACCAGGAUUGGAAGCCCAGACCUGAGUGCUGCUAUUUCUGGUGCUGAAGUAGGUCAGGCGGAAGAGAAUAGAGAGCAUUGCAUGCUGUUUGUAUCUGUUGCCUGCUCAAACCCAUGCCCAUUUGCACCUGAGCGAGAGGUCUCCAUGUAUGAAACAUCGUCAUCGUUGGUCAGAGGUUGGCGAUAGGCCAAAGACUCUGUGGGCACAGCUCGUCCAAUCUGAGGAAAAAUUUCAGUGAUUACCUACGCUUAAAAUGACUACUUAAGAUACUAUUAGGUAUAGUAUAUCUUUACCUCUAUGGACUCAUGCAGCUUUGGCUAGAAAAGGUGCAGCUGUGGUGCUGUGUCACUGUUAAAUUUCUAAAGUGCCAAAAAUGAAAACCAGUGGCCAGAUUUGUUCACUUGAAAGUGGCUCACGGUUUGAGUUUUUUUUUAUAUAUUUUUUUUAUUCUUAUGUUGCGCAGAAUACUGUGCAGACACUUUGUUGCCAUGGAAACACUGAUGUGCUGUCCUCUCGUCAGUGCGUCCAUGAAUUAAGCAGGGAGAUGAGGUUUUAUUUUCCUCACUGUGACACUUCAGCACAUGACGUCCGCUAAUACGUCGCCUUCAGCACCUAUAAACUCUAAGACAUGCUAAAUGCGCUCUACUUAUGCAUCCAUGCACCGUCUUAAAGGCACGACUACAAGUGCUUCUGCAGCCAUAUUUGGCAGUGUCACACUGACAUAAGCUGCUGGUGAGUUAUCCUGCCCUGUUAACUGGUCAAAGCACAAUGCGCCUGUUAGAAAAAGCCAAAUCGGAUUCUUCAGUGACAAAACACAGAAAGACGAAGAGACCAGUCGACGGAACAAAUGAAAAACAUGGCGUGAAAGACACACACACACAACUGCAGCGAACGGCAAGCGCUCCAAGACGUGCUACCCUUGAGAAAGCAAGCUCGCUUCUGUUGCCACGACAACGGAACCUAUUAGGUAACUGUGUUGCCAUGGCACGUGUCUCCUCAGUGAUGCAGACCUGACCACACCCACUGAUGAGCGCUCCAGCUGUGAAGAGCAAGGGAGGCUUUUAUUGCAGACCAAGUGUCAGCAUUUGGAGAUCAGAGAAGCUCUGUACGUGCGUGUUUGUGUGAUGUGCGUUUCUCUUUGUAUAGCCCGCCUGUUUUCUUUUUUAAUUAUUUUUUUUUUAUUCUCUGUUGGUGUCUAAUUUUAGCCUUUCCCCUCUGUGUCCUCCUGUCACUGACCACACGCGGCUCUCUCUCUGUUUUCAGGGGAGUGCCUGCUGUCGUGGGGCUGGAACGAGCACGGGAUGUGUGGGGACGGUUCACAGGCUGAUGUCUUUCAUCCUCGGCUCGUUUCUGAUCUCAGGCCUGUUGUCAUUGGCUGUGGUGCUGGACAUUCAAUGGCAGUGUGUGGUGUGACGACGAGUUUAACACAGAAUUGUGUCCACGCUUGGGAAGAACUGGAGCACAAGCAAAGUUCCCCUUUCACUGAGUAAUAGGUUUUGCAUUUUAAAAAACUACCUCCGCUACUUGAUAAAGUUUUCAUGAUUGGUGUAGUUGAACACAGCUUUUUAUGGUUUGGAAGACGCUGUACUUUUUUUUACGUUGAACAAAUGGUUGUCUAAAUUCAUUUGUCAUGUCAAAGCAGCUCUAAAUCAUGCAGGAAGUUGACUGUUAUGGUGGUUCUAUCACUCUGAUCGUUUUUUAGAGAUUACUGACUGGUACAGAUUUCAGUUUUUCUCUGAAUUCUGACCUGCUAAUUCAGAUUUUCACCCUUUAUUUUAUUUUUUAUUAAAUGAUUGUAACCAGGAUUUCUGCAGUCUUAAAUGUAAAUCUCCUCAAAGUUAAGUACUGGUCUGCAUUUUACUGCAGAAAAUGCAGGUCAUUUUCUAGAUGUCCUAUCCUGUGGUAGUCUGGUGUCCUGCAUGUUUAGAAUGCAUUUCCUAAGCAUUGCAUCAAUAUCUAGAGGUGCCUGCUAAAAACUCAUUUAUUCGGUUGAGACAUCUUAAACUAGGAAGACGUUUAAGGUCUUCAGGAAAACAGUCCUUUAGUAGUGACUUUGAACAGCCUUGGUUUGAAUAAAAAUAAAAAUAAAAUGUUUUUGGUAAAUUA
Gambusia affinis (western mosquitofish) is the source of this 4804-nucleotide messenger RNA. RefSeq names its product secretion regulating guanine nucleotide exchange factor (gene sergef). The transcript has 11 exons. The record is from RefSeq and is a predicted model, not a curated record. Lineage: Eukaryota; Metazoa; Chordata; Actinopteri; Cyprinodontiformes; Poeciliidae. Bases 30 to 1079 code for a protein of 349 amino acids.